Diaporthe batatas is the source of this 1278-nucleotide messenger RNA. RefSeq lists its product as uncharacterized. Bases 1 to 1278 code for a protein of 425 amino acids. Gene Ontology annotation, biological process: secondary metabolite biosynthetic process. The record is from RefSeq and is a predicted model, not a curated record. The transcript has 3 exons. Gene Ontology annotation, molecular function: FAD binding. NCBI's taxonomy places the organism in Eukaryota, Fungi, Ascomycota, Sordariomycetes, Diaporthales, Diaporthaceae.
AUGGAUCGCCAGAUUCGUGUCGCAAUAUCCGGGGGUGGCCUGGCCGGCGCCUCUCUUGUUCACGCCUUGAUCCAAUAUGCCCACCUAGAUGUUCAUGUCUUCGAGUCAGCAGCCGAGUUCAAAGAAGUCGGCGCGGCCGUGGGCAUUGCCCGCAACGCCCUGGCGGCUCUUGACCUUAUCGGCCCGUCGGCGACGGAGAGCCUCAAACGCGCAGGCGCCGUUCCCCAGCUAGGUGUGCGCUUCAAGCUGGGUGAAGGCCCGGACAAGGGUGCGCUGAUCGAUGAGGCGGAUUCCAACGCCGAGAAGCGGCAGCUGACUAGCAUUGUUCAUCGGGCGGCGUUCUUGCGGGAGCUACUUGCAGACAUCCCAAAGGAACGUCUACAUGUCUCAAAGAAGCUUGCUACCGUGAGCAGAACCUCUGGGGAAGAUACACCUUUGACUCUCUAUUUCGUCGACGGGUCGACUCACGAAUGCGACAUCCUAGUUGGAGCGGAUGGCGUGCACAGUGUCGUUCGAAACAUCGUUCUCGGGGAUGACGACGCAGCCAUUCACGCAAGGAACACGGGAGCCUGGGUCAUCAUGACUUUGCAGCCUUACGACAAAGCUCAAGCAAGUCUUGGAAAAGACCUUGUCAAUGUUGAGGACGCUCGGGAGUAUAUGUGGCUUGGAGAUGGGCAUAUUAUCAUGCACAAUGUGUUGGAGAGUGGCAAGCUUGUGCAGUUUGUCGUAGGCUCGAUCGAUCAGGGUGCCGAGGGAUCGGAGCAAUGGCAAUGCAAAGUCAACGCCGAGAAGCUGAGCAAGUUCUUUGACGCUGGCGUUCCGGGUCUCAACGGAGCCAUACGGGAGCUUCUGUGUGAUUCCGAACAAUCAGCUAUCUACCUCUGGGAGCAUCCCCCAGCUUCUACCUACGUGGCUGGUCCAAUCUGCGUCAUCGGUGAUGCUGCUCAUACCACGACACCAUGGCAGGGCUCUGGGGCCGGCAUGUCGAUCGAAGACAGCCUCAUCCUUUCGACCCUUCUAGGUCGUGCAACAACGACAGCGGAGGCUCAAGUAGCUCUGAAGGUAUAUGACCAGGUUAGACGCCCACGAACGCAGCGUAUUGUUGAGUCCAGCCGGGGCACCGGGCAGAUACUCAAUGGACAAGGGGCGAAAGGCUUAGAUUUGGAAUGGCUUAAGGAAAGCCUCCUCCCAAGGUGGGACUUUAUCAUCAACUUUGACAAUAAGAAGCACCGGGAUGAAGCACUCAAGCUGAUGGAAGAUGAGCUGAAGGCUAUUUGA